CGCGCUGCAUGCAGGGACACAGUUCAUACUCCGGUGCACACACCAACACGCCUGCAGAGUUGAACACGAAACUUUCAACUCCAGGGACGAAAUACACCAAGGAAAUCCUCUCAACUGAACAGGUUACCAAUGGUGCGCCGGUGAGGAUGGCAACCUUUGUGGAGAUAGAUUUCAACGAUCUGGAGUUCUAUGAACGAUGCGGCGGUGGUUCGUACGGAAGUGUGUAUCGGGCGCUGUGGAAGUCUGCCAAACUAGAGGUCGCGGUCAAACGUCUAUUGGUCCUAGAGAAGGAGGUUGAGGUUUUGAGUAGCCUGAGACACAGAAAUGUUGUGCAAUUCUAUGGUGCAGUGACCAAGGAACCCAACUACUGUUUAGUCACAGAAUACGCUGCUCAAGGGUCCCUAUACGCUUACCUUGCUUCCACUGAACUGGGCUUUGAACGAACACUAACAUGGGCUAGAGAUAUCGCUCUCGGGAUCAACUACCUCCACAACGAGGCACCUUUCACAGUAAUCCAUAGGGAUCUGAAGUCCAAAAAUGUGGUGAUCAGUAGUGACAUGACGGUGAAGCUGUGUGAUUUCGGAGCCUCCAGGUUCAUGUCCAGCACUACCAAGAUGUCCUUUGUUGGGACUAUCCCAUGGAUGGCACCAGAGGUCAUUCAGGGGCUUCCUGUAUCUGAAGCUUGUGAUACUUACUCCUUUGGAGUUGUUGUGUGGGAACUGUUGACGGGGGAGGUGCCAUUCAAAGGUGUGGAAGGUUUCCAGGUCGCCUGGCUCGUAGUGGAGAGAAACGAGAGGUUGACUAUCCCCAGUUCCAGUCCACCCAAGCUAGCCACUCUCAUGAACCAGUGCUGGGAAACAGACCCGAAGAAAAGGCCCACUGUAAGAGAGAUCCUAGCAACACUAGAGGGGAUGAUGCACGACAAAAACUUUGCAGAAAUGUCGGAUUCCUUCCAUCAACUGAAGAUGGCAUGGAAAGCUGAGAUCCAGCAGACAGUAGAGAAGCUGAAGAAGAUGGAGCGAGCCCUGAGCAUGAGGGAACAGCAGCUACAGCAGAAGGAGAAGGACCUACACAGGAGGGAACAGAAACUCAGGAGUAGUCUGUCUGUACCGACUAUUACAGCAGACCAUGAUGUUGGUGCCUGGACAGAACAAGAGGUGCACAUAUGGAUGCAACAUUUAGGGAAUGAUUCUGGCCAUCCCAGUGACCUGUCCAAGUAUGCAGACGUGUUCCUACAGAAUAACAUCAACGGUAAGAGGCUGCUGAUGUUGUCUCCAGAGGACCUGAGGGCCAUGGGGAUUCUGUCUCUGGGACAUAGACUGGACCUACAGAAUGAAAUGGAACAACUGAAAAUUGAGAACCACAGACUGCUACACUUUCCACCACUAUCAAAGGACGGAGCUGGGCUGUACCAAGGUGGAUCCUCCCCCGGGGGACAGACGUACGUCACCUUGAACCUCCUCAUCGGGAACCACUGCAGGAUGGGACAAACUCCGGAGGACAGUAAGUGGAAGAUGUAUGUGGAAGUGGACGGUGAUGCAGCUGCCAUGACUGCCAUCAAAAACGUCACCUUCCUACUCAAGUCUCCUCCCAAUGAUGUAAUCAGGAAAGAUCAUCCUCCUUAUGUGAUGGACAACUGGUGUGUUGGCUCAAACUCUCCCAUUCAAGUGGAGUGUUCCAUUUUCUAUGAGGACCAUGUAAAGAAACCCAAGCAGACUAAACACCUGCAUACUGUAGUUCUGGAGAAGGGAGGGGAGACCUAUGAGAAAACUGUGCAGCUGUGCCUGAGACAGCCUGGUGUGCCUGACAGUGGUACCUCUACACCAGCACGUAGCUCUCCUAAACACUUCACAGGUAUGUAGUUUGUAUAGCUCUACACCAGCACGUAGCUCUCCUAAACACUUCACAGGUAUGUAGUUUGUAUAGCUCUACACCAGCACGUAGCUCUCCUAAACACUUCACAGGUAUGUAGUUUGUAUAGCUCUACACCAGCACGUAGCUCUCCUAAACACUUCACAGGUAUGUAGUUUGUAUAGCUCUACACCAGUACGCAGCUCUCCUAAACACUUCACAGGUAUGUAGUUUGUAUAGCUCUACACCAGCACGCAGCUCUCCUAAACACUUCACAGGUAUGUAGUUUGUAUAGCUCUACACCAGCACGCAGCUCUCCUAAACACUUCACAGGUAUGUAGUUUGUAUAGCUCUACACCAGCACGCAGCUCUCCUAAACACUUCACAGGUAUGUAGUUUGUAUAGCUCUACACCAGCACGUAGCUCUCCUAAACACUUCACAGAAGAACAGGUGACACUGUUCCCACAGAACUCAGUGGUCACCACCAUGGGCAGUGGUGCAGGCUGGUCAUCACCGCAGAGUGCCGGAGCCACUGGGUGGACAUCACCACAGGGGGUCUGGGCUACCAGACAGGCACCAG
Messenger RNA from Branchiostoma floridae (Florida lancelet), 2432 nucleotides. RefSeq names its product mitogen-activated protein kinase kinase kinase 20-like. Lineage: Eukaryota; Metazoa; Chordata; Leptocardii; Amphioxiformes; Branchiostomatidae. Gene Ontology annotation, biological process: protein phosphorylation. The record is from RefSeq and is a predicted model, not a curated record. Gene Ontology annotation, molecular function: protein kinase activity; protein binding; ATP binding. The coding region runs from base 9 to 1862 and encodes 617 amino acids. Gene Ontology annotation, cellular component: cytoplasm. The transcript has 21 exons.